AUGUACUCAAAACUGAAGUUCCUCCAAGGCAAUUCGACUACCUCAGUUCGAUCAGCCUCUCAAUUCCUCAUAGACCUCCGAGGUCGGAGAAUUCUAUCGGACGAAAUCAUGGUCUCCUUCGAUGUGACGUCGUUAUUCACAUCUAUCCCACCAAACGUGGCCCGCGAAGUCUUGCGCAAGAGACUUGAAGAGGCGUACGAUGAGACUCAGAAUGCCCUCAAAAUUGAACACCUCAUGAGGCUGUUUGAAUUCUGCCAACAAACUUUCUUCACUUUUGCAGGAGAGACCUAUGAACAAAUCAAGGGAACCCCAAUGGGCUCACCGGUCUCCGGUUUGGUGGCAGAACUGGUCCUACAGGAGUUGGAAAAUAUUGCCUUCCUCCAACAUGAACCGGUGUUUUGGCGACGUUACGUUGACGACACGUUCGUCAUCGUAAAGAAGGACAUGCUGCAACAUUUUCACAGCCUGCUCAACGCAGUCUUCCCGGAUAUAAAAUUCACGAGAGAAGAUAAACAGGAGCAGCAGUUGCCCUUCCUGGAUGUGCUCGUCAGACGAAACCUUAACGGUGAACUUGAAACGACGGUUUAUAGGAAGGCAACGAACACCACACAGCUUCUCAGUUUUCACAGCAACCAUCCGGUGGCUCACAAACGAAGCUGUAUGAAGACGCUCUUCAAACGGAUCCAAAUUCAUUGCAGCAAACUGGAAGAUAGAGCGCGUGAGGUCCGUUAUCUCCGCGACCGAGGGCGUUCAUAA
Messenger RNA from Spirometra erinaceieuropaei, 756 nucleotides. The record is from the annotation of a GenBank genome assembly. Lineage: Eukaryota; Metazoa; Platyhelminthes; Cestoda; Diphyllobothriidea; Diphyllobothriidae.